Messenger RNA from Agelaius phoeniceus (red-winged blackbird), 2875 nucleotides. It is a transcript of the gene SPATA20, whose product is annotated as spermatogenesis associated 20. Lineage: Eukaryota; Metazoa; Chordata; Aves; Passeriformes; Icteridae. The record is from RefSeq and is a predicted model, not a curated record. Gene Ontology annotation, biological process: carbohydrate metabolic process.
UGCCGCCAUGUUGGCGGCGCCGCUGCGCUGCGCCCGCAGGCACACAUUUCUAACGGGGAUCGCAGCCAUGGCCACGGUGGGGACACCCAGCCCCCCCAGCGUCCCUCGUCACACCAACCGCCUGAUUAAUGAAAAGUCCCCAUACCUCCUGCAGCAUGCCCACAACCCUGUGGAUUGGUACCCUUGGGGUCAGGAAGCAUUUGAUAAAGCAAAGACAGAAAACAAGCUGAUAUUCCUGUCAGUUGGCUACUCCACCUGCCACUGGUGCCAUGUCAUGGAGGAGGAGUCCUUCAAGAGCAAGGAGAUUGGGGAGAUCAUGAAUGAGCACUUUGUAUGCAUCAAAGUGGAUCGUGAGGAGCGGCCAGAUGUGGACAAAGUAUACAUGACCUUCGUGCAGGCCACCAGUGGUGGAGGUGGUUGGCCCAUGAGUGUCUGGCUGACCCCAGACCUCAAGCCCUUUGCUGGGGGGACGUAUUUCCCUCCUGAGGAUGGAGUUCAUCGUGUUGGUUUUCGGACAGUGCUGCUCCGGAUCGCAGAGCAGUGGAAGGAGAACAAAGAUGCCCUGUUGGAGAGCAGCCAGAGGAUUCUGGAAGCAUUGCGACACACAUCAGAGAUCCGUGUGCAGGGCCAGGAGUCACCCCCACCAGCCAAAGAGGUGAUGGACACCUGUUUCCAGCAGCUCUCCAGAUCCUAUGAUGAGGAUUAUGGUGGAUUUUCCAAAUCCCCCAAGUUCCCCACCCCAGUGAAUUUGAAUUUCCUGUUCACAUACUGGGCCCUGCACCAAACAACUCCAGAAGGUGCCCGUGCACUGAAGAUGGCUCUGUACACCCUCAAGAUGAUGGCCCAUGGGGGCCUCCAUGACCACAUUGGUCAGGGGUUUCACCGCUACUCCACCGACCAGCACUGGCAUGUUCCUCACUUUGAGAAGAUGCUCUAUGACCAGGGGCAGCUGGCAGCUGUGUACAGCAAAGCCUUCCAGAUCUCUGGUGAUGAAUUCUUUGCUGAUAUUGUCCGAGACAUUUUACUCUACGUCUCGCGUGACCUGAGUGACCAGGCAGGAGGUUUCUAUAGUGCAGAAGAUGCAGAUUCCUACCCAACCACCACAUCUACAGAGAAGCGAGAAGGAGCUUUCUGUGUGUGGACAGCCAAGGAGCUCCGGGCUCUCCUCCCCGACCCUGUCGAGGGGGCCACAGAAGGGACAACCUUGGGAGAUGUCUUCAUGCACCACUAUGGAGUGGAAGAGGCUGGCAACGUGGACCCCAUGAAGGACCCCCAUCAGGAGCUGAAGGGAAAGAAUGUCCUCAUUGCCCGCUGCCCCCCGGAGCUGACGGCAGCCCGAUUUGGGCUGGAGCCAGGCCGGCUGAGUGCCCUGCUGCAAGAAUGCCAACAGAGACUGUCCUCAGCCCGGGCACAGCGGCCACGGCCACACCUGGACACCAAGAUGCUGGCAGCAUGGAAUGGGCUGAUGAUCUCAGGCUUUGCCCAGGCUGGGGCUACCCUGGACGAGCAGGGAUAUGUGAGCAGGGCUGCACAGGCAGCUGCCUUCCUGAGGACACACCUUUUCGACCCUGACAGCGGGAGGCUGCUUCGGAGCUGCUACCGGGGCAAGCACAACUCAGUGGAGCAGAGUGCUGUGCCCAUCCAGGGCUUCCUGGAGGACUAUGUCUUUGUCAUCCAGGCACUCUUUGACUUGUAUGAAGCCUCGCUGGAGCAGGGCUGGCUGGAGUGGGCCCUUCAUCUCCAGCACAUGCAAGACAAACUCUUCUGGGACCCUAAAGGCUUUGCUUAUUUCUCCACUGAGGCCAACGAUCCCUCUCUGCUCCUGCGUCUCAAGGAUGACCAAGAUGGAGCAGAGCCCACCCCUAACUCUAUCGCUGUCACAAACCUGCUCCGAGCAGCUUGUUACUCUGGUCAUAUGGACUGGGUGGAAAAAGCUGGCAAGAUCUUGGCUGCCUUCUCAGAGAGGCUGCAGAAGAUCCCGAUAAGCCUCCCAGAGAUGGUCCGAGCCACCGCUGUCUUCCAUCACACCCUCAAACAGUCAAAGCUCUGUUUUCUCCCUCCUGCCAUCCACCCUCCCCCUGGACAGGUUGUCAUCUGUGGGGACCCUCAAGGAGAAGACACCAAAGAGAUGCUGCAUUGUGUCCGCUCUGUCUUCAGCCCAAACAAGGUGCUGAUGGUCGCAGAUGGAGACAGUGCUGGGUUCCUCUACCGCCAGCUGCCUUUCCUUGCGUCCCUGGAGAGGAAGGAUGGGAAAGCCACUGCCUAUAUCUGCAGCAACUUCACCUGCUCCCUGCCUGUCACCUCUGUCCAGGAGCUGCGUGGGAUGCUCAGCCCGUGAGCCCCUCAGUCAUGCUGCCUGUGGGAAGGCAAGAGUGGGACAGACAGGCACGGGAACACGGGAGAACCUCAUAAUAGAGGCAACCUGAGCACCAUCCCAGAUGGUUUCUAGCAGUGCAGUGGGGCUGUGCCCUUCCCCACCUGCAGCAGGUCGGGGUCUGCUUGCAUUGUUGCUUCAGCAGUGUCUCAGCACAACUGACUGUGGUCCUGGGUCCUGUUUUUGGUAUGUCCAGGAGACACCCAUGGAGGAGCAUCUCCUGCCUCUGUAUUCAUGCUUGCUUCUCACCUCUUCUUGCUGAGGAAAAGAAAACCAAAUUAAAUAUAAAUCCAGUGUUAAUGGAGAAGUCAGAUGGGAACACUGUUAGGGUUCCUAUAGCAACCCAGGGUAACACUGUCAAAAGCACCUGGAUGACUUGGGAGUCAAGCGCUCUUAAAAGUGUUACUGGCUACAACAGCUGUGGUAUUUUUCCGUUUCAGAGGAGAUUGUAACUUACAUUAACUGAAUAUAUAGUGCAUGGAAAAAACCUGCUGAUUACAA